Camelus dromedarius (Arabian camel) is the source of this 1211-nucleotide messenger RNA. RefSeq names its product olfactory receptor 8U3-like. Lineage: Eukaryota; Metazoa; Chordata; Mammalia; Artiodactyla; Camelidae. Gene Ontology annotation, molecular function: olfactory receptor activity; odorant binding; G protein-coupled receptor activity. The record is from RefSeq and is a predicted model, not a curated record. Gene Ontology annotation, cellular component: membrane. Gene Ontology annotation, biological process: G protein-coupled receptor signaling pathway; sensory perception of smell.
CCAACAUUCUCCCAUAGUUUCUAAAAUCACAAAACAAAAUAAUGCUUAAGAGGUGUAUUCUGAGAGUGAAGAACUCUUUCCCUGGGGCAAGAAUGGCAUGUCAUUGGAGAGCUAAGGUGUAAUUUUUGCCCACAAGGUAACACAAUGCAAGGCUAGAAGAUGCUAGUGACCACCUCCCCCAACACUGGCACAGGCCAUAAAAAAUGCCAUUCCUGUUCUUCAUCUUAUAGCAAAAUCUGCAGCCUUCAUCAGACUCAAUGGCUGAAGUUAAUGUCACUCAUGUCACUGAAUUCAUUCUCAGUGGAAUUACAGACCGGCCAGAGCUUCAGGCCACAUGCUUUGGGUUUUCAGUCAUCUACCUGGUCACAGUGCUGGGCAACCUUGGGUUGAUAUCCUUGAUCAGGAUGGAUGCUCAGCUCCAGACACCGACAUACUACUUCCUCAGUCACUUGGCCUUUGUUGACCUUUGUUACUCCUCUGCUAUCACUCCCAAGAUGAUGGUGAAUUUUGUUGUGGAACACAACAUUUCUCUCCAUGCUUGUGCAAUACAACUGUGCUUUUUUCUCACCUUCAUGAUCAUGGAGUGUUUCCUUUUAGCCUCCAUGGCCUAUGAUCGUUAUGUGGCCAUCUGUAGACCCCUGCAUUACUCCACACUGAUAUCAAAGAGGGUCUGCAUUCAACUAGUGGCAGUUCCAUAUGUAUACAGCUUUCUGGUCACCCUCUUCCAUACCAUUAUCACCUUUCACCUAACUUACUGUGGCCCCAAUGCUAUUAACCAUUUCUACUGUGAUGACCUCCCUCUCUUGGCUCUGUCCUGCUCAGAAACACAUGUGAGGGAAGUUCUGAUCUUUGCCUUUGCUGGCUUUGAUAUGAUCUGCUCUUCUUCCAUUGUCCUCACCUCCUACACCUUUAUCACUGCUGCCAUCCUGAAGAUUCACUCUACCCAGGGGCAACACAAGGCCAUUUCUACCUGUGGCUCCCACGUGGUGGCUGUCAUUGUUUUUUAUGGCAUGCUGAUCUUCAUGUACCUACAGCCCAGAUCCAGCCACUCCCUGGACACAGACAACAUGGCAUCCGUAUUCUACAUGGUGGUGACCCCCAUGUUGAACCCCCUAAUCUACAGCCUAAGAAACAAAGAAGUGAGAGACGCCUCCAAGAAAGCCUUGGAGAAAGGCUGUGAAACUGUAAAGAUGUUAAAAUUAAGAAAAUAA